This is a messenger RNA of Coregonus sp. 'balchen', 18165 nucleotides long. Lineage: Eukaryota; Metazoa; Chordata; Actinopteri; Salmoniformes; Salmonidae. The record is from the annotation of a GenBank genome assembly.
AUGAGGGCCUGUCUGGUCCGUCUGGCUGUCUGGCUUCUGUCUGUCUGUCUGGCUGCUGGUGCCUGUUUGGCUGUCAACUACCUCUGUCAACACAACCUGCAGGUCAGUAGCACACUCAUAUACACACACACACACACACACUCACACAGACACACACACUCACACAGACACACAGUGUAAUGUGUUGCACUGUCACCUGGAACUACCUCUGUAAAUAUGUUUGUUUACUGUGAAUGUGGUGUGUGUUUUUGUGUGUGUGCGUCCAUGCGAUGUGUGUGUGUGUGUGUGCGUCCAUGCGGUGUGUGUGUGUUCCUCCAGUGUGUGGUAGCGUCCCCCAGUCCAGAGGAUGUCCUGACAGAGGCCUGGUCUCUGCUGCUGCCUGUAGGAGUGUGUGUCCUCAACACCUUCAUAUCACUACUCUACGCACACACACAGAGACUGGAGCGCUACGAUAGCACGCACACGCGUGUCUACGUCACGGUACUCAGGUAACACACACACACACACAGAGACUGGAGCGCUACGAUAGCACACACACACGUGUCUACGUCACGGUACUCAGGUAACACACACACAGAGACUGGAGCGCUACGAUAGCACACACACGCGUGUCUACGUCACGGUACUCAGGUAACACACACACACACAGAGACUGGAGCGCUACGAUAGCACACACACACGCGCGUGUCUACGUCACGGUACUCAGGUAACACACACACAGAGACUGGACCGCUACGAUAGCACACACACGCGUGUCUACGUCACGGUACUCAGGUAACACACACACACACACACAGAGACUGGAGCGCUACGAUAGCACUCACGGUACUCAGGUAACACACACACACACAGAGACUGGAGCGCUACGAUAGCACACACACACGUGUCUACGUCACGGUACUCAGGUAACACACACACAGAGACUGGAGCGCUACGAUAGCACACACACGCGUGUCUACGUCACGGUACUCAGGUAACACACACACACACACAGAGACUGGAGCGCUACGAUAGCACACACACGCGCGUGUCUACGUCACGGUACUCAGGUAACACACACACAGAGACUGGACCGCUACGAUAGCACACACACGCGUGUCUACGUCACGGUACUCAGGUAACACAAUCACACACACACAGAGACUGGAGCGCUACGAUAGCACACACGCGCGUGUCUACGUCACGGUACUCAGGUAACACACACACAGAGACUGGACCGCUACGAUAGCACACACACACGUGUCUACGUCACGGUACUCAGGUAACACACACACACACAGAGACUGGAGCGCUACGAUAGCACGCACACGCGUGUCUACGUCACGGUACUCAGGUAACACACACACAGAGACUGGAGCGCUACGAUAGCACACACACGCGUGUCUACGUCACGGUACUCAGGUAACACACACACACAGAGACUGGAGCGCUACGAUAGCGCGCACACGCGUGUCUACGUCACGGUACUCAGGUAACACACACACAGAGACUGGAGCGCUACGAUAGCACACACACACGCGCGUCUACGUCACGGUACUCAGGUAACACACACACAGAGAUGGAGCGCUACGAUAGCGCGCACACGCGUGUCUACGUCACGGUACUCAGGUAACACACACACACACAGAGACUGGAGCGCUACGAUAGCACACACACGCGUGUCUACGUCACGGUACUCAGGUAACACACACACACACACACACAGAGACUGGAGCGCUACGAUAGCACGCACACGCGUGUCUACGUCACGGUACUCAGGUAACACACACACAGAGACUGGAGCGCUACGAUAGCACACACACGCGUGUCUACGUCACGGUACUCAGGUAACACACACACACAGAGACUGGAGCGCUACGAUAGCGCGCACACGCGUGUCUACGUCACGGUACUCAGGUAACACACACAGAGACUGGAGCGCUACGAUAGCACACACACACGUGUCUACGUCACGGUACUCAGGUAACACACACACACACACAGAGACUGGAGCGCUACGAUAGCACACACACACGCGCGUGUCUACGUCACGGUACUCAGGUAACACACACACACACACAGAGACUGGAGCGCUACGAUAGCACACACACGCGUGUCUACGUCACGGUACUCAGGUAACACACACACACACACAGAGACUGGAGCGCUACGAUAGCACACACACACGUGUCUACGUCACGGUACUCAGGUAACACACACACAGAGACUGGAGCGCUACGAUAGCACACACACACGCGCGUCUACGUCACGGUACUCAGGUAACACACACACAGAGAUGGAGCGCUACGAUAGCGCGCACACGCGUGUCUACGUCACGGUACUCAGGUAACACACACACACACAGAGACUGGAGCGCUACGAUAGCACACACACGCGUGUCUACGUCACGGUACUCAGGUAACACACACACAGAGACUGGAGCGCUACGAUAGCAAGCACACGCGUGUCUACGUCACGGUACUCAGGUAACACACACACAGAGACUGGAGCGCUACGAUAGCACACACACGCGUGUCUACGUCACGGUACUCAGGUAACACACACACACAGAGACUGGAGCGCUACGAUAGCGCGCACACGCGUGUCUACGUCACGGUACUCAGGUAACACACACAGAGACUGGAGCGCUACGAUAGCACACACACACGUGUCUACGUCACGGUACUCAGGUAACACACACACACACACACAGACUGGAGCGCUACGAUAGCACACACACACGCGCGUGUCUACGUCACGGUACUCAGGUAACACACACACACACACAGAGACUGGAGCGCUACGAUAGCACGCACACGCGUGUCUACGUCACGGUACUCAGGUAACACACACACACACACAGAGACUGGAGCGCUACGAUAGCACACACACACGUGUCUACGUCACGGUACUCAGGUAACACACACACAGAGACUGGAGCGCUACGAUAGCACACACACGCGUGUCUACGUCACGGUACUCAGGUAACACACACACACACACAGAGACUGGAGCGCUACGAUAGCACACACACACGCGCGUCUACGUCACGGUACUCAGGUAACACACACACAGAGACUGGACCGCUACGAUAGCACACACACGCGUGUCUACGUCACGGUACUCAGGUAACACACACACACAGAGACUGGAGUGCUACGAUAGCACACACGCGCGUGUCUACGUCACGGUACUCAGGUAACACACACACAGAGACUGGACCGCUACGAUAGCACACACACACGCGCGUCUACGUCACGGUACUCAGGUAACACACACACACAGAGACUGGAGCGCUACGAUAGCGCGCACACGCGUGUCUACGUCACGGUACUCAGGUAACACACACACAGAGACUGGAGCGCUACGAUAGCACACACACACGCGCGUCUACGUCACGGUACUCAGGUAACACACACACAGAGAUGGAGCGCUACGAUAGCGCGCACACGCGUGUCUACGUCACGGUACUCAGGUAACACACACACACACAGAGACUGGAGCGCUACGAUAGCACACACACGCGUGUCUACGUCACGGUACUCAGGUAACACACACACACACACAGAGACUGGAGCGCUACGAUAGCACGCACACGCGUGUCUACGUCACGGUACUCAGGUAACACACACACAGAGACUGGAGCGCUACGAUAGCACACACACGCGUGUCUACGUCACGGUACUCAGGUAACACACACACACAGAGACUGGAGCGCUACGAUAGCGCGCACACGCGUGUCUACGUCACGGUACUCAGGUAACACACACAGAGACUGGAGCGCUACGAUAGCACACACACACACGUGUCUACGUCACGGUACUCAGGUAACACACACACACACACAGAGACUGGAGCGCUACGAUAGCACACACACACGCGCGUGUCUACGUCACGGUACUCAGGUAACACACACACACACACACAGAGACUGGAGCGCUACGAUAGCACACACACGCGUGUCUACGUCACGGUACUCAGGUAACACACACACACACACAGAGACUGGAGCGCUACGAUAGCACACACACACGUGUCUACGUCACGGUACUCAGGUAACACACACACACAGAGACUGGAGCGCUACGAUAGCGCGCACACGCGUGUCUACGUCAUGGUACUCAGGUAACACACACACAGAGACUGGAGCGCUACGAUAGCACACACACACGCGCGUCUACGUCACGGUACUCAGGUAACACACACACAGAGAUGGAGCGCUACGAUAGCGCGCACACGCGUGUCUACGUCACGGUACUCAGGUAACACACACACACACAGAGACUGGAGCGCUACGAUAGCACACACAUGCGUGUCUACGUCACGGUACUCAGGUAACACACACACAGAGACUGGAGCGCUACGAUAGCACGCACACGCGUGUCUACGUCACGGUACUCAGGUAACACACACACAGAGACUGGAGCGCUACGAUAGCACACACACGCGUGUCUACGUCACGGUACUCAGGUAACACACACACACAGAGACUGGAGCGCUACGAUAGCGCGCACACGCGUGUCUACGUCACGGUACUCAGGUAACACACACAGAGACUGGAGCGCUACGAUAGCACACACACACGUGUCUACGUCACGGUACUCAGGUAACACACACACACACACAGAGACUGGAGCGCUACGAUAGCACACACACACGCGCGUGUCUACGUCACGGUACUCAGGUAACACACACACACACACAGAGACUGGAGCGCUACGAUAGCACGCACACGCGUGUCUACGUCACGGUACUCAGGUAACACACACACACACACACAGAGACUGGAGCGCUACGAUAGCACACACACACGUGUCUACGUCACGGUACUCAGGUAACACACACACAGAGACUGGAGCGCUACGAUAGCACACACACGCGUGUCUACGUCACGGUACUCAGGUAACACACACACACACACAGAGACUGGAGCGCUACGAUAGCACACACACACGCGCGUGUCUACGUCACGGUACUCAGGUAACACACACACAGAGACUGGACCGCUACGAUAGCACACACACGCGUGUCUACGUCACGGUACUCAGGUAACACACACACACAGAGACUGGAGUGCUACGAUAGCACACACGCGCGUGUCUACGUCACGGUACUCAGGUAACACACACACAGAGACUGGACCGCUACGAUAGCACACAAACACGCGCGUCUACGUCACGGUACUCAGGUAACACACACACACAGAGACUGGAGCGCUACGAUAGCGCGCACACGCGUGUCUACGUCACGGUACUCAGGUAACACACACACAGAGACUGGAGCGCUACGAUAGCACACACACACGCGCGUCUACGUCACGGUACUCAGGUAACACACACACAGAGAUGGAGCGCUACGAUAGCGCGCACACGCGUGUCUACGUCACGGUACUCAGGUAACACACACACACACAGAGACUGGAGCGCUACGAUAGCACACACACGCGUGUCUACGUCACGGUACUCAGGUAACACACACACACACACAGAGACUGGAGCGCUACGAUAGCACGCACACGCGUGUCUACGUCACGGUACUCAGGUAACACACACACAGAGACUGGAGCGCUACGAUAGCACACACACGCGUGUCUACGUCACGGUACUCAGGUAACACACACACACAGAGACUGGAGCGCUACGAUAGCGCGCACACGCGUGUCUACGUCACGGUACUCAGGUACACACACAACAGAGACUGGAGCGCUACGAUAGCACACCACACGGUGUCUACGUCACUGUACUCAGGUAACACACACACACACACAGAGACUGGAGCGCUACUGAUAGCACACACACAACGCGCGGGCUAUGUCACACGGUACUCAGGUAACACACACACACACACAGAGACUGGAGCGCUACGAUAGCACGCACACGCGUGUCUACGUCACGGUACUCAGGUAACACACACCACACACACAAGACUGGGACGUCUACUAUACACGCUACAUACACACACGUGUCUACGUCACGGUACUCAGGUAACACACACACAGAGACUGGAGCGCUACGAUAGCACACACACACGCUGUCUACGUCACGGUACUCAGGUACACACACACACACACACAGAGACUGGAGCGCUACGAUAGCACACACACACGCGUGUCUACGUCACGGUACUCAGGUAACACACACACAGAGACUGGACCGCUACGAUAGCACACACACGCGUGUCUACGUCACGGUACUCAGGUAACACACACACACACACACAGAGACUGGAGCGCUACGAUAGCACACAUGCGCGUGUCUACGUCACGGUACUCAGGUAACACACACACAGAGACUGGACCGCUACGAUAGCACACACACACGCGCGUCUACGUCACGGUACUCAGGUAACACACACACACACAGAGACUGGAGCGCUACGAUAGCACACACACACGUGUCUACGUCACGGUACUCAGGUAACACACACACAGAGACUGGAGCGCUACGAUAGCACACACACGCGUGUCUACGUCACGGUACUCAGGUAACACACACACACACAGAGACUGGAGCGCUACGAUAGCACACACACACGCGCGUGUCUACGUCACGGUACUCAGGUAACACACACACAGAGACUGGACCGCUACGAUAGCACACACACGCGUGUCUACGUCACGGUACUCAGGUAACACAAUCACACACACACAGAGACUGGAGCGCUACGAUAGCACACACGCGCGUGUCUACGUCACGGUACUCAGGUAACACACACACAGAGACUGGACCGCUACGAUAGCACACACACACGUGUCUACGUCACGGUACUCAGGUAACACACACACACACAGAGACUGGAGCGCUACGAUAGCACGCACACGCGUGUCUACGUCACGGUACUCAGGUAACACACACACAGAGACUGGAGCGCUACGAUAGCACACACACGCGUGUCUACGUCACGGUACUCAGGUAACACACACACACAGAGACUGGAGCGCUACGAUAGCGCGCACACGCGUGUCUACGUCACGGUACUCAGGUAACACACACACAGAGACUGGAGCGCUACGAUAGCACACACACACGCGCGUCUACGUCACGGUACUCAGGUAACACACACACAGAGAUGGAGCGCUACGAUAGCGCGCACACGCGUGUCUACGUCACGGUACUCAGGUAACACACACACACACAGAGACUGGAGCGCUACGAUAGCACACACACGCGUGUCUACGUCACGGUACUCAGGUAACACACACAUACACACAGAGACUGGAGCGCUACGAUAGCACGCACACGCGUGUCUACGUCACGGUACUCAGGUAACACACACACAGAGACUGGAGCGCUACGAUAGCACACACACGCGUGUCUACGUCACGGUACUCAGGUAACACACACACACAGAGACUGGAGCGCUACGAUAGCGCGCACACGCGUGUCUACGUCACGGUACUCAGGUAACACACACAGAGACUGGAGCGCUACGAUAGCACACACACACGUGUCUACGUCACGGUACUCAGGUAACACACACACACACACAGAGACUGGAGCGCUACGAUAGCACACACACACGCGCGUGUCUACGUCACGGUACUCAGGUAACACACACACAGAGACUGGAGCGCUACGAUAGCACACACACGCGUGUCUACGUCACGGUACUCAGGUAAUACUAACACACACACACACACACACACACAGCUACACACCCCCGACCCCCAAUAGUAGGUAACAUGUUAUUGUCCUCUACUGUGACUGUAGGAAUGCGAUGCUGAAGGUGUCUAUCCUAGCGGUGUUGUGUUACCACUGGUUAGCACUGGUCCCCAGCAACGUCUCGGUAAGAACUAGUACACACAUAUUGGCUGAGUCUCAAAUGGCGCCCUAUUCCCUUUAUAGUGCACUACUUUUGACAAGGGCCUAUAGGGUAGUAGUGGUCAAAAGUGGUGCACUAUGUAGGGAAUAGGGUGUGACUCAGUGACUUGAGGAAACCUCUUUCUAUUCUGCACUAAGUGUAUUUUUGUGGUGUGUGUGUGUGUGUGUGUGUGUGCGUGUGUGUGUGUGUGCGCGUGUGUGUGCGCGUGUGUGUGUGCGUUCUACAGUGCUGGGAGUCGUAUGUUGGUCAGGAUGUGUACCGGCUGGUGAUAGUGGACUUCAUCUUCUGUCUGCUGGGAUCCUUCUGUGGAGAAUACCUCUACAAGUACAGCUGUCCUUACUAUACUAUACUAUACUAUACUAUACUAAUAGACCUCUGCAAGUACAGAUGUCCUUACUAUACUAUAAUAUACUAUAUUACUAUACUGUGGAGAAUACCUCUACAAGUACAGCUGUCCUUACUAUACUAUACUAUACUAUACUAUACUAUACUAUACUAUACUAAUAUACCUCUGCAAGUACAGAUGUCCUUACUAUACUAUAAUAUACUAUAUUACUAUACUGUGGAGAAUACCUCUACAAGUACAGCUGUCCUUACUAUACUAUACUAUACUAUACUAUACUAUACUAAUAUACCUCUGCAAGUACAGAUGUCCUUGCUAUACUAUAAUAUACUAUAUUACUAUAAUGUGGAGAAUACCUCUACAAGUACAGCUGUCCUUACUAUACUAUACUAUACUAUACUAUACUAUACUAAUAUACCUCUGCAAGUACAGCUGUCCUUACUAUACUAUAAUAUACUAUAUUACUAUACUGUGGAGAAUACCUCUACAAGUACAGCUGUCCUUACUAUACUAUGCUAUACUAUACUAUACUAUACUAUACUAUACUAAUAUACCUCUGCAAGUACAGAUGUCCUUACUAUACUAUACUAUACUAUACAGUGGAGAAUACCUCUACAACUACAGCUGUCCUUACUAUACUAUAAUAUACUAUACUGUGGAGAAUACCUCUACAACUACAGAUGUCCUUACUAUACUAUACUAUACUAUAUUACUAUACUGUGGAGAAUACCUCUACAAGUACAGCUGUCCUUACUAUACUAUACUAUACUAUACUAUACUAUACUAUACUAUACUAUACUAUACUAUACUAUACUAUACUAUACUAUACUAACAUACCUCUGCAAGUACAGAUGUCCUUACUAUACUAUAAUAUACUAUAUUACUAUACUGUGGAGAAUACCUCUACAAGUACAGCUGUCCUUACUAUACUAUACUAUACUAUACUAUACUAUACUAUACUAUACUAUACUAUACUACACUGCAAGUAUAGAUGUCCUUACUAUACUAUAAUAUACUAUAUUACUAUACUGUGGAGAAUACCUCUACAAGUACAGCUGUCCUUACUAUACUAUACUAUACUAUACUAUACUAUACUAUACUAUACUAUACUAUACUAUACUAAUAUACCUCUGCAAGUACAUAUGUCCUUACUAUACUAUAAUAUACUAUAUUACUAUACUGUGGAGAAUACCUCUACAAGUACAGCUGUCCUUACUAUACUAUACUAUACUAUACUCAUAUUGGAGUUGGGAUGAUCAACACUGACCAUACCGACCACUAAUCACAGGCAUUUGGCUGAUAUCGUUCAUUACGAUAACUAGCCUAUACUAGAGAAAUGUGAAGUUUGAAAUAUGGAUGAUUGUUAAUGGGACAAUUGAUGUCUACAACCGAUCAAACUAGUAGUAGUGGUUUAAAGGGUAAUUAAAAAAGAACUGUGGUGCACAUUAAUGUUAUAAACUAGUCUAGUACUAUAGACACUGAGUGUACAAAACAUUAAGAACACCUUCCUAAUAUUGAGUUGCACCUCCUUUUGCCCUCAGAACAGCCUCAAUUCGUCGGGGCAUGGACUCUACAAGGUGUCAAAAGCGUUCCACAGGGAUGCUGGCCCAUGUUGACUCCAGUGCUUCCCACAGUUGUGUCAAGUUGCCUGGAUGUCCUUUGGAUGGUGGACCAUUCUUGAGACACACGGGAACUGUUGAGCAUGAAAAACCCAGCGGCGUUGCAGUUCUUGACACAAACCGGUGCGCCUGACACCUACUACCAUACCCCGUUCAAAGGCACUUCAAUCUUUUGUCUUGCCCAUUCACCCUCCGAAUGGCACACAUACACAAUCCAUGUCUCAAUUGUCUCAAGGGUUAAAAAUCCUUCUUUAACCUGUUUCCUCCCCUCCAUCUACACUGAUUGAAGUGGAUUUAACAAGUGACAUCAAUAAGGGAUCAUAGCUUUCACCUGGAUUCACCUGGUCAGUCUAUGUCAUGGAAAGAGCAGGUGUUCUUAAUGUUUUGUACACACUCUACAAGUAUGUCCAUCUAUCUGUGUUUUUUCCACAUGUUUAGCAUAUUUACAAAAAUACACUUGUAUAGAUUGUUUUAUAUUUAACUCCAACAUGGACUCAAGCACACCUGUUGUUGUCUUUAGUGUGAUUUCCACCAGGUGUGUUGGUGUGAAGCCGGCAGAGUUUGACGUGGCCAGGAACGUUCUAGAUCUGAUCAACGCUCAGACCCUGGCCUGGUACAGUAACCUAUAUCUCUACCCUCGCUGCCUCUCUAGUAACCUAUAUCUCUACCCUCGCUGCCUCUCUAGUAAUCUAUAUCUCUACCCUCUCUGCCUCUCUAGUAAUCUAUAUCUCUACCCUCUCUGCCUCUCUAGUAAUCUAUAUCUCUACCCUCUCUGCCUCUCUAGUAAUCUAUAUCUCUACCCUCUCUGCCUCUCUAGUAAUCUAUAUCUCUACCCUCGCUGCCUCUCUAGUAACCUAUAUCUAUACCCUCUCAGCCUCUCUAGUAACCUAUAUCUAUACCCUCGCUGCCUCUCUAGUAACCUAUAUCUAUACCCUCUCUGCCUCUCUAGUAACCUAUAUCUAUACCCUCGCUGCCUCUCUAGUAACCUAUAUCUAUACCCUCUCUGCCUCUCUACUUCUCUAGUAAUCUAUAUCUAUACCCUCUCAGCCUCUCUAGUAACCUAUAUCUAUACCCUCGCUGCCUCUCUAGUAACCUAUAUCUAUACCCUCUCUGCCUCUCUAGUAACCUAUAUCUAUACCCUCGCUGCCUCUCUAGUAACCUAUAUCUAUACCCUCUCUGCCUCUCUACUUCUCUAGUAACCUAUAUCUAUACCCUCUCUGCCUCUCUAGUAACCUAUAUCUAUACCCUCUCUGCCUCUCUACUUCUCUAGUAACCUAUAUCUAUACCCUCGCUGCCUCUCUAGUAACCUAUAUCUCUACCCUCGCUGCCUCUCUAGUAACCUAUAUCUCUACCCUCGCUGCCUCUCUAGUAACCUAUAUCUAUACCCUCUCUGCCUCUCUAGUAACCUAUAUCUAUACCCUCGCUGCCUCUCUAGUAACCUAUAUCUAUACCCUCUCUGCCUCUCUAGUAACCUAUAUAUAUACCCUCGCUGCCUCUCUAGUAACCUAUAUCUAUACCCCUCUCUGCCUCUCUAGUAACCUAUAUAUAUACCCUCGCUGCCUCUCUAGUAACCUAUAUCUAUACCCUCUCUGCCUCUCUAGUAACCUAUAUCUAUACCCUCGCUGCCUCUCUAGUAACCUAUAUCUAUACCCUCUCUGCCUCUCUAGUAACCUAUAUAUAUACCCUCGCUGCCUCUCUAGUAACCUAUAUCUAUACCCUCUCUGCCUCUCUAGUAACCUAUAUCUAUACCCUCGCUGCCUCUCUAGUAACCUAUAUCUAUACCCUCUCUGCCUCUCUAGUAACCUAUAUAUAUACCCUCGCUGCCUCUCUAGUAACCUAUAUCUAUACCAUCUCUGCCUCUCUAGUAACCUAUAUCUAUACCCUCUCUGCCUCUCUAGUAACCUAUAUCUAUACCCUCUCUAAUAACCUAUAUCUAUACCCUCUCUGCCUCUCUAAUAACCUAUAUCUAUACCCUCGCUGCCUCUCUAGUAACCUAUAUCUAUACCCUCUCUGCCUCUCUAGUAACCUAUAUCUAUACCCUCUCUGCCUCUCUAGUAACCUAUAUAUAUACCCUCUCUGCCUCUCUAGUAACCUAUAUCUAUACCCUCUCUGCUUCUCUAGUAACCUAUAUCUAUACCCUCUCUGCCUCUCUAGUAACCUAUAUCUAUACCCUCUCUGCCUCUCUAGUAACCUAUAUCUAUACCCUCGCUGCCUCUCUAGUAACCUAUAUCUAUACCCUCUCUGCUUCUCUAAUAACCUAUAUCUAUACCCUCGCUGCCUCUCUAGUAACCUAUAUCUAUACCCUCUCUGCUUCUCUAAUAACCUAUAUCUAUACCCUCUCUGCCUCUCUAGUAACCUAUAUCUAUACCCUCUCUGCUUCUCUAGUAACCUAUAUCUAUACCCUCUCUGCCUCUCUAGUAACCUAUAUCUAUACCCUCUCUGCCUCUCUAGUAACCUAUAUCUAUACCCUCGCUGCCUCUCUAGUAACCUAUAUCUAUACCCUCUCUGCUUCUCUAAUAACCUAUAUCUAUACCCUCGCUGCCUCUCUAGUAACCUAUAUCUAUACCCUCUCUGCUUCUCUAAUAACCUAUAUCUAUACCCUCGCUGCCUCUCUAGUAAUCUAUAUCUAUACCCUCUCUGCCUCUCUAGUAACCUAUAUCUAUACCCUCUCUGCCUCUCUAGUAACCUAUAUCUAUACCCUCUCUGCUUCUCUAGUAACCUAUAUCUAUACCCUCUCUGCCUCUCUAGUAACCUAUAUCUAUACCCUCUCUGCCUCUCUAGUAACCUAUAUCUAUACCCUCUCUGCUUCUCUAAUAACCUAUAUCUAUACCCUCGCUGCCUCUCUAGUAACCUAUAUCUAUACCCUCUCUGCUUCUCUAGUAAUCUAUAUCUCUACCCUCGCUGCCUCUCUAGUAAUCUAUAUCUAUACCCUCGCUGCCUCUCUACUUCUCUAGUAACCUAUAUCUAUACCCUCUCUGCCUCUCUAGUAACCUAUAUCUAUACCCUCUCAGCCUCUCUAGUAACCUAUAUCUAUACCCUCUCUGCUUCUCUAGUAACCUAUAUCUAUACCCUCGCUGCCUCUCUAGUAACCUAUAUCUAUACCCUCUCUGCCUCUCUAGUAACCUAUAUCUAUACCCUCGCUGCCUCUCUAGUAACCUAUAUCUAUAUCCUCUCUGUCAGUUCCUGUCUAGUUUAUUGUAUCUAUACCAGACUCUUCUUUAGUCUAGACCUAAAGCUUAUGAUACACUGGCCAUUUGUUUUGACAAUAUUGCCAUAUUGCCGAGCAAUGUUGCUGGCAACAGAGUGGGGUAUGAGACACUGGAGCAAUGAUGAGCAACAUGGACAUAAUUAAACAAUAGUUUAAUUUCUCAAUUUAUUAAUUUAUCUCCUAUUGCUUGUUAAUUCCUGUUGACUGCCACAGCUGUACUGAAAUUCAUCAGCUAACAAACAAGCAGUAAAUAAAUUACUUUUUACUUCAUAAUUCUAAGCUAGGAAGUGUACAUGGUGUUCAUCUAGCUAGCCAGCUAGUUCCACAUACAAAAAACUAAAUGUAAAAUCUACAUGGCUAGCUAACUAGCGAAAUAGCCUGUUUGUCCCAUUGACUUAACAUGGGUUUCGAUUAGCACGCUAAUCGAUUAGCAUGCCCACCACCGUGGAUAUUUUCGGCAGUACUGAACACAGUAUGUAUGUAUUAACGUAUCAUGAUAAAAUAUUAUAGUGAGGCAACAUAUGAGAUGUGAAUGGCGAACAUUUCACAGCAAAAUGGAUGUACAUGUUCUCUCUACAGCAUUUUCUCUCUCUCAAUUCAAUUCAGUUAAAUUCAAAGGGCUUUAUUGGCAUGGGAAACAUAUGUUAACAUUGCCAAAGCAAGUGAAGUAGAUAAUAAACAAAAGUGAGCUAAACAAUGAAAAUGAACAGUAAACAUUACACUCACAAGUUUCAAAGGAAUAGACACAUUUCAAAUGUCAUAUUAUGUCUAUAUACAGUGUUGUGACGAUGUCUCUCUCUCUCUCUCUAGGAUAGGGGUGUACUUCUCUCCUCUCCUCCCUGUCAUUCAGCUCAUCAAACUCUUCCUAAUCUUCCAGCUAAAGAAGGUAGGUAUGUUUCAUCCAUAGAGCCCUGGUGGAAAGUAGUGCACUACACAAUGGAUACGAGGGUGCCUUUUGAGACGCAGUCUCAAGACUCACGUGCAGACCCCCCUCCUUCUCUCCCCCCCUCCUUCUCUCCCCCCUUCUCUCUCCCUCCCUCUCCCUCCCUACCUCUCUCCCUCCCUCUUUCCCCCCUUCUCUCUCCCUCCCUCUCUCCCCCUUCUCCCUCCCUCCCUCCCUCUUCUCUCUCCCACCCUCCCUCUCUCCCACCCUCCUUCUCUCCCCCCCUUCUCUCUCUCUCUCUCUCUCCCUCUCUCUCUCCCUCCCUCCCUCCCUCCCUCCCUCCCUCCCCUCUCUCCCCCUUCCUCUCUCCCCCCUUCCAUUUCUCCCUCCCCUCUCUCCCCCUUCGCCCCUCCCUCCCCUACCCUCGUCUCUCUCUCCCACCCUCCCUCUCUUCCCACCCUCCUCUCCUCCCCCCCCUUCCUCUCCCCCCCACCUCCGUCUCUCCUCCCCCCUUCUCUCUCCCCCCCUUCUCCCUCCCCUCUCCUCCCACCCUUCCCUCCCUCUCCUCUCCCCACCCUCCCUCUCUCCCACCCUCCUUCUCUCCCCCCUUAUCUCUCCCUCCCUCCCUCCCUCCCUCCUCCCCCCCCUCCCUCCCUCCCCUCUCUCCCCCCUCUCUUCUCCCUUCCCCCCUUCUCUCUCCCGCCCUCCCUCCCCUCCCUCUCUCCCACCCCUCCUUCUCUCCCCCCCUUCUCUCUCCCUCCCUCCCUCCCUCCCCCCCCUCCCCCUUCUCUCUCCCCCCUUCUCCCUCCCUCUCCCUCCCUCUCUCCUAGACCAGUAUAAGAAGCUGCCAUCCUCCCAGCUCCUGGAGGAGGGUGGGUCAGAUGCAGACGCUCUUCAUCUCCCUCCUCUUCCUCCCGUUUUACCUGGGGACUCUGGCCCUGCUGGCAUACACACUCUGGGGGUACACACACACACACACACACACACACACACACACACAAUCAAUACAAUGUAUUUUAUACACACACCUCUCCUUUCUCCUCUUGUCUAGUUUCCACUGCUCCUCUCUCCUUUCCUCUCCUCUCCUCCUCUCUCCCCUCCUCUCCUCUUCCUCUCUCUCUCCCCUCCUCUUCCUCUCAAUCAAAUUCAAUUAAAUGUAUUUAUAAAUACCUUUUUUACAUCAGCAGUUGUCACUAAGUGCUUAUACAGAAACCCAGCCUAAAACCCCAAGCAACAAGCAAUGCAGAAGCACGGUGGCUAGGAAAAAACUCCAUAGAAAGGCAGAAACCUAGGAAGAAACCUAGAGAGGAACCAGACUCUGAGGGGUGGCCAGUCCCCUUCUGGCUGUGCCAGGUGGAGAUUAUAACAGUACAUGGCCAUUAAGGCCAAAUCGUUCUUCAAGAUGAUCAAACGUUCAUAGAUGACCAUCAGGAUCAAAUAAUAUUCACAGUGGUUACAGCCAGGAAUCGUCAGGCCAGGUAGUCCUGAGGCAUGGUCCUAGGGCUCAGGUCCUCCGGGAGGAGAGACAAAGAGAGGAUGAGAGAGAGAGAGCAUACCUAAGAUCACACACGACACCAGAUAAGAUAGGAGAAUUACACCAGAUAGGACAGACUGACCCUAGCCCCCCGGCACAUAGACUAUUACAGAAUAGAGACUGGGGACUGAGACAGGGGGGGGGGGGGGUCGUGGUUACCUCUGGACGGGGCCAACCAGGCAGGAUAUAACCCCACCCACUUUGCCAAAGCACAGCCCCCACACCACCAAUAGGGAUAUCAACAGACCACUAACUUACUACCCUGAGACAAAGCCAAGUAUAGUCCACGAAGAUCUCCCCACCACACGAGCCCAAGGGGGCGCAAAACUGGACAGGAAGAUCCCGUCAGUGACUCAACCCACUCACGUCGAGUAUAGCGACAAAGCCUGGCAUGACGUGAUGCACCCUCCUAGGGACGGCAUGGGAGCAAGUCAGUGACUCAGCCCCCGUAAUAGGGUCAGAGACAGAGAAUCCCAGUGGAGAGAGGGGAGCCGGCCAGGCAGUGAACGCAAGGAUGGUUCCAGUGCCUUGCCGUUCACCUUCACACCCCUGGGCCAGACUACACUCAAUCAUAGGACCUACUGAAGAGAUGAGUCUUCAGUAAAGACUUAAAGGUCGAGACUGAGUCUGCGUCUCUCACAUGGAAAGGCAGAGCAUUCCAUAAAAAUGUAGCUCUAUAGGAGGAGGCCCUGCCUCCAGCUGUUUGCUUAGAAAUUCUAGGGACAAUAAGGAGGCCUGUAUCUUGUGACCGUAGCGUACAUGUAGGUAUGUAUAACAGGACCAACUCUGAGAGAUAAGUAGGAGCAAGCCCAUGUAAUGCUUUGUAAGUUAGCUGUAAAAUCUUGAAAUCAGCCCUAGCCUUAACAGGAAGCCAGUGUAGAGUCUGGCACUGGUGUAAUAUGAUUGGUGUAAUAUGAUGUAAUAUGUCAAGAUUCUAGCAGACGUGUUUAGCACUAGCUGAAGUUUAUUUAGUGCUUUAUCCGGGUAGCCGGAGAGUAGAGCAUUGCAGUAGUCUAAUCUUGAAGUGACAAAAGCGUGGAUUAGCCUUUCUGCAUAAUUUUUGGACAAAAACGUUCAGAUUCUUGCAAUGUUACGAAGAUGGAAAAAAAUUAUAUAUUUUUUAUAUGUUCGUCAAAAGAGAGAUCAGGGUCCAGAGUAACGCCGAGGUCCUUCACAGUUUUAUUUAAGACUAUUGUACAACCAUCGAGAUUCAUUGUCAGAUCCGACAACAGAUCUCUUUGUUUCUUGGGACCUAGAACUAGCAUCUCUGUUUUGUCAAAGUUUAAAAGUUAAACAUUUGCCACCAUACACUUCCAUAUGUCUAAAACACAGGCUUUGUGGUUGGCAAUUUUGGGGCUUCACCAUGUUUCAUCGAAAUGUACAGCUGUGUGUCGUCCGCAUAGCAGUGAAAGUUGGCAUUGUGUUUCCGAAUGACAUCACCAAGAGGUAGAAUAUAUAGUGAAAACAAUAGUGGUCCUAGAACGGAACCUUGAGGAACACCGAAUGUCAGAAGACAAAAACCAUCCACUGAGACAAACUAAUAUCUUUACAACAGAUAAGAUCUAAACCAGGGAAGAACUUGUUCGCGUAGACUAUUUAUGGUUUCCAAUCUCUCCAAAAGAAUGUGGUGAUCGAUGGUGUUGAAAGCGGCACUAAGGUCUAGGAGCACAAGGACAGAUGCAGAGACUUGGUCUGACGCCAUUAAAAGGUCAUUCACCACCUUCACGAGUGCGGUCUCAGUACUAUGAUGGGAUCUAAAACCAGACUGGAGCGUUUCGUAUACAUUAUUUGUCUUCAGGAAGGCGGUUGAAACAGCUUUUUCAAACGUUUUUGAGAGGAAUGAGAGAUUCGAUAUAUAGACCGAUAGUUAUUUUAAUUUUCUGGGUCAAGGUUUGGCUUUUUCUGGAGAGGCUUUAUUACUGCCACUUUUAGUGAGUUUGGUUCACAUCCGGAGGAAAGGGAGCCGUUUAUUAUGUUCAACAUAGGAGGGCCAAGCACAGGAAGUACAGGGAGCUCCAAAAGUACUGGGACAGUGACAAGUUUGGUUGUUGAUUUGGCUCUGUACUCCAGCACUUUGGAUUUGAAAUGAUACAAUCACUACGAUGUUAAAGUGCAGACUGUCAGCUUUAACUUGAGGGUAUUUUCAUCCAUAUCGGAUGAACCGUUUAGAAAUUACAGCGCUUUUUGUACAUAGUCCUCCCAUUUUAGGGGAACAAAAGUAUUAGGACAAAUUCACUUAUGUGUGUAUUAAAGUAGUCAAAGGUUUAGUAUUUGGUCCCAUAUUCCGAGCACACAAUGACUACAUCAGGCUUGUGACUCUACAAACUUGUUGGAUGCAUUUGCUGUUUGCUUUGGUUGUGUUUCAGAUUAUUUUGUGCCCAAUAGAAAUGAAUGGUAAAUAAUGUAUUGUGUCAUUUUGGAGUCACUUUUAUUGUAAAUAAGAAUAGAAUAUGUUUCUAAACACUUCUACAUUAAUGUGGAUGCCACCAUGAUUACGGAUAGUCCUGAAGGAAUCGUGAAUAAUGUCGAGUGAGAAAGUUACAGACGCACAUACCCCCCCAGGACACGUUAACCACUCACCAUUACGAAAAACAGGGGAAGUUAGCAUUUUUUUUGGAGGGGUAUGAUAUUUGUGCAUCUGUAACUUUCUCACAGUGACAGUAGACCAGUGGAUAGACACACACACUAACCCUACCUGUCCCGUCUCUGUCCCCAGUCUCCCUCCCUCUAGUGUGUGUGGUCCGUUCCAGGGCCAAGGCUGGGUCAUACAGGCUGUAG